Molecule: messenger RNA, 1559 nt
Organism: Caenorhabditis elegans
Lineage: Eukaryota; Metazoa; Nematoda; Chromadorea; Rhabditida; Rhabditidae
Gene: sas-6
Product: Spindle assembly abnormal protein 6
Exons: 4
Coding region: 23-1501 (492 amino acids)
Cellular component (GO): centriole; cytoplasm
Source: RefSeq, marked reviewed
UUUCAGAUUUUCUCCCACAAAAAUGACUAGCAAAAUUGCAUUAUUCGAUCAAACACUCAUCGCCUCACUUCUACAGCCGUUGAGCCUAAAUCAACCGGAUUUUAAGGCAUACAAAACAAAAGUUAAGCUGAAAAUAUCAGAGCAAAGGAACGAAACCAGUGGAGAAAAGGAGCUAAAAUUCGAAAUCAGCCGCUCCGAUGAUUUUGAAUUUCUAUUCUCGGAAACGUUGAACAACGAGAAAUAUCAGAUUUUGGCUCGAGAUCACGAUUUAACAGUGGAUUUCGAUGCUUUUCCGAAAGUUAUCAUUCAACACUUGUUAUGUAAAAAUAUUGUGAAAAAUUUGGAAGAAGAUGGGGAGGUUGAUGCACGGAAAAAAGCAGGUUAUCAUAGUAUUGCUGAUCCAGGAAAGCCGACGGAAAUCAAUAUUAUUUUGGAUGCCGAGAAGAAUUUUUGCUCAUUUGAGCUAUUCUCGAAGACUCCUAUUUCGAAAGGAAAAAUCUUUUCCAUCAAGCUUCACGCAGUCCGCGGAGAUCAUUUAAUUUCACAUCUUCUGAAAAUUUGUUCCAGUCAAGCAGUGAAACUCUCCACUUUUUAUAAAUCUGCAGAUGAGCUAGCAAGCCUACGGCAGAAAUGUGGAGAUUUGGAAAAACAAGUUGAAAAACUGUCUGGUGUGAAGGAGGAAUUCGAAGAAAUGUCAGAAAAGUUUAAAGAGCUGGAAGAUGAGGUGGAGCUGGUGAAAGAGGAAAGAGAGAAUAUUCGAUUAUUAGUUGAGGAUAAAGAAGAUGAAGUGGCUGAUUUGAAACAAGACACGGAGUCGCUGCAAAAGCAAUUGGAAGAAAAUCAGGAGGAGCUGGAGAUUGUUGGAAAUAUGUUGAGAGAAGAACAAGGAAAAGUGGAUCAGCUUCAGAAACGAAAUGUGGCUCAUCAGAAAGAAAUUGGGAAGCUUCGAGCAGAACUUGGCACGGCUCAACGGAACCUGGAGAAGGCCGAUCAGCUGUUGAAGCGAAACUCCCAACAACAGAAUCAACAAAGUCUGGAUAUGAGAAAACUAGGAGAGCUGGAAGCUGAUUUGAAGGAAAAAGAUUCGAUGGUUGAGAGUCUCACUGAAACUAUUGGAAUCUUGAGGAAGGAGCUGGAGAACGAGAAAUUAAAGGCCGCCGAGAAUAUGGAUAGUUUUGAGAAGCUGAGCAUGGAGAAUGAGAAUCUUAAAGAAAAAAUUGCCCAUUACCGAGCCCAACGGUUUAGUCCAGCUCCUUCUGGGCUUCCCGGGCUUCAGACCGGACUAACAAAUAGGCUUACACCAUCAUUCAAGCCUGUUCUUGGACCCCACACUCCAUAUGGAGCUAAUUUGAACUCGCGCACCCCAUUCCGUGACAAUACAACUCUUAAUUUCCAAAAUUCGACAAUUGCAACUCCUCAUGCUUUUCGUUUCAACAGUCAACUAAUCGCCGACGAGACUACUGGUUCAAGUGUGACGAACACCCCACCCGCUCAACGAUAAAAUCUUUUUUAUUGAUUUUUUCUUGUCCUUUACUUGAAAAUAAAACUCUGCUUAUUUC